Messenger RNA from Mycena citricolor, 585 nucleotides. Lineage: Eukaryota; Fungi; Basidiomycota; Agaricomycetes; Agaricales; Mycenaceae. The record is from the annotation of a GenBank genome assembly.
CUUGCUCAUGACUACCACAGUCUCUCAAUUCUCACACCCUCACAGCCACACCCUUCUGCUUAAACCAAACACUUCCAUCACUCACCAAACACAUCACUUGAUCAUCACACCAUCAACAUGUCACAGUCCUAAGGAGGGUCAGACUGUAUGGCAUUCUGCCUUUAGCAACAAUGCCUUUCCUCUGGGUCCUAUCCCUGAGCACCUCUUGAAGGUGUACAAGGAUAACAAGUGGUACCAGUCUAUGGCUCGUUCCUCAAUUGGACAGAAUCCAGAUGGCUCGUGGGACGUCAAGGAAAUCAUUGCUAUGAAGAUCAAGGCUGAGCAAGUGUAUUUCUAUGUGCACUGGGCAAAUGAUGAUAAGACUUGGAUCCAUGUUGAUGAUUUUAAAUCCUAUCUGCCUCCCCUGGCUUUCUGGUAUGGAAUGGUUGAACCUCUUGAGCGAUUGGGUCCACAUUGACAACCCUCUGGCUUUUUGAAAUGAGAAGUUUGAACCCAGCAUUUAUUAGCACUUCAAUGUGACAAUCAACAAAGAAUAAAGUCAAAAAGAGAAGUCAAUUCCAGGACUAGAGAAUACAACACAAUAGC